Molecule: messenger RNA, 303 nt
Organism: Colletotrichum abscissum
Lineage: Eukaryota; Fungi; Ascomycota; Sordariomycetes; Glomerellales; Glomerellaceae
Exons: 2
Source: RefSeq, a predicted model, not a curated record
CGUACGAGUACGGAGUACGAAGACACGAGGCGCGUCCCACUCCUGGAGCUCGAAGCCAAGCCAACCGCCAACCGCCAAAGCGGCUCCCACGAAGACUUACUCGCUGCGACCUUGCCAUUCCUGUACAAGAGGCGGCCGCCCCGUAGCGUGGUAUUCUCGACCGAAGUCCACACUACCGUGAUCGAUCGCCCGGGCACCAUGUUCGAUGGGGAAGCGCGCAGCAAAAGGCAACUGAGAUGGAGUUUUUGGAGGAUGGAUGCGAGUGCGCGCAGUGUCCGAGAGAAGAUGAGAGCCAGUCAGUGA